AUGGCUUCUGGUCUCCCCAUCGCCACAGUAUACGUGCGAAACCUUGAGGAGCGCGCCAAAGUCGACCAGCUGAAGGAUGCGCUGCUCCAAAUCUUCUCCGAGUAUGGCAACGUCAUCGACAUUGUCGCCAAGACGAACUUGAAAGCGAAGGGACAGGCCUUUGUCGUCUUUGACGACCCCGAGGCUGCACGCAAAGCCAUCGAGGAGGUACAGGGCUUCGAGCUGUUUGAGAAGCCCAUGCAGCUCGCCCUCGCCCGCACGAGAAGCGAUGCGACCGUCAAGACGGUUGGCAAUGAUGAAGAGUUUGAGCUUCACAAGCGCCGUCGUCUAGCCGAAAAAGACAAGAAGAAGGCAUACGAGGCCGCCGAGGAACAGAAGCGUCUCAAGAGACCCGGUCCAGGCGGCGCCGCUGCAACGGACAACCGCCCUGCCAAGGCCGCUCGCGGUGCUGGCCUCAAGUCUACAAACCCCUCUACUACAGCUGUCAUCCCCGACGAGUACCUCCCCCCGAACAAAAUUCUCUUCGUGCAGAACUUGCCCGAAGAUUACGAUAUCGAUGCCGUCACAAGCAUAUUCGGCCGUUUCGAAGGUUUCCGCGAGGUUAGAUUGGUGCCAGGUCGCCGCGGCAUUGCAUUUGUCGAGUACGAGGGCGAACAAGGGGCCAUCACAGCAAAGGAGAACACCGCGGGCAUGGUCCUUGGAGACACCCAUACUAUCAAGGUCACAUACCAGCGGCAAUAG
Molecule: messenger RNA, 741 nt
Organism: Colletotrichum spaethianum
Lineage: Eukaryota; Fungi; Ascomycota; Sordariomycetes; Glomerellales; Glomerellaceae
Product: U1 snRNP-associated protein usp106
Exons: 3
Coding region: 1-741 (246 amino acids)
Biological process (GO): mRNA splicing, via spliceosome
Cellular component (GO): U1 snRNP
Molecular function (GO): U1 snRNA binding
Source: RefSeq, a predicted model, not a curated record